UGGGCGGGCUAGAUUCAAAUGAGGGUCGCCUAACCGACACGCGUCUGUGGAGGAGCGUCCAGGUCGCUGGCCGCUUUGCGUUUCCCACUGGUUUUGUCGCUUUCAGGAUUCUCGAGCCCCUUCAGGACCGUCACCAUGGAGUUGUCACCACUGCAGCCUGUAAAUGAAAAUAUGCUAAUGAACAAAAAGAAGAAUGAAGAUGGCAAGAAAAGAUUGUCUAUUGAAAGAAUCUAUCAGAAAAAAACACAACUGGAGCAUAUACUGCUCCGCCCAGACACCUACAUUGGCUCUGUGGAGUUAGUGACCCAGCAAAUGUGGGUUUACGAUGAAGAUGUUGGCAUUAACUACAGGGAAGUCACUUUUGUUCCUGGUUUGUAUAAAAUCUUUGAUGAGAUUCUAGUUAAUGCUGCUGAUAACAAACAAAGGGACCCAAAAAUGUCUUGUAUUAGAGUCACAAUUGAUCCAGAAAAUAAUUUAAUUAGUAUCUGGAAUAAUGGAAAAGGAAUUCCUGUUGUUGAACACAAAGUUGAGAAAAUGUAUGUCCCAGCUCUCAUAUUUGGACAGCUUCUGACUUCCAGUAACUAUGAUGAUGAUGAGAAGAAAGUGACAGGUGGUCGAAAUGGCUAUGGAGCUAAACUCUGUAAUAUAUUCAGCACCAAAUUUACUGUGGAAACAGCCAGUAGAGAAUACAAGAAAAUGUUCAAACAGACAUGGAUGGAUAACAUGGGAAGAGCUGGUGACAUGGAACUCAAGCCCUUUAGUGGAGAAGAUUAUACAUGUAUUACCUUCCAGCCUGACUUAUCUAAGUUUAAAAUGCAAAGUCUGGACAAAGACAUUGUUGCGUUGAUGGUCAGAAGAGCAUAUGACAUCGCUGGUUCCACUAAAGAUGUCAAAGUCUUUCUUAAUGGAAAUAGGCUGCCAAUAAAAGGGUUCCGUAGUUAUGUGGAUAUGUAUUUGAAGGAUAAGGUAGAUGAAACUGGGAACUCACUGAAGGUGGUACAUGAACAAGUAAAUCCCCGGUGGGAAGUGUGCUUAACAAUGAGCGAGAAAGGCUUUCAGCAGAUUAGCUUCGUCAACAGCAUUGCUACUUCUAAGGGUGGCAGGCAUGUUGAUUACAUAGCUGAUCAGAUUGUGAGCAAACUCGUUGAUGUGGUGAAAAAGAAGAACAAGGGCGGUGUUGCAGUGAAGGCUCAUCAGGUGAAAAAUCACAUGUGGAUUUUUGUAAAUGCCUUAAUUGAAAACCCAACCUUUGACUCUCAAACAAAAGAAAACAUGACUUUACAAGCCAAGAGCUUUGGAUCAACAUGUCAAUUAAGUGAGAAGUUCAUCAAAGCUGCAAUUGGUUGUGGUAUUGUCGAAAGCAUACUCAACUGGGUGAAAUUUAAGGCUCAAAUCCAAUUAAACAAGAAGUGUUCAGCUGUAAAACAUAACAAAAUCAAGGGAAUCCCCAAACUUGAUGAUGCCAAUGAUGCAGGGAGCCGAAAUUCUACUGAAUGCACACUUAUCCUGACUGAGGGAGACUCAGCAAAAACUCUGGCAGUUUCUGGCCUUGGAGUGGUUGGAAGAGACAAAUAUGGGGUGUUCCCUCUCAGGGGGAAAAUACUCAAUGUGCGAGAAGCUUCUCAUAAACAGAUCAUGGAAAAUGCUGAAAUUAACAAUAUCAUCAAGAUUGUGGGUCUUCAGUACAAGAAAAACUAUGAAGAUGAAGAUUCAUUGAAAACUCUUCGUUAUGGGAAGAUCAUGAUUAUGACAGAUCAGGAUCAAGAUGGUUCCCAUAUCAAAGGCUUGCUGAUCAAUUUUAUCCAUCACAAUUGGCCAUCUCUUCUGCGACAUCGUUUUCUAGAAGAAUUUAUCACUCCCAUUGUAAAGGUGUCCAAAAAUAAGCAAGAAAUGGCAUUCUAUAGUCUUCCCGAGUUUGAAGAAUGGAAGAGUUCAACUCCAAAUCAUAAAAAAUGGAAAGUCAAAUACUACAAAGGUUUGGGCACCAGCACAUCAAAGGAAGCUAAGGAAUAUUUUGCAGAUAUGAAACGACAUCGUAUUCAAUUCAAAUACUCUGGCCCUGAAGAUGAUGCUGCAAUCAGCCUGGCCUUUAGUAAAAAACAAGUGGAUGACCGAAAGGAAUGGUUAACUAAUUUCAUGCAAGACAGAAGACAACGGAAGUUACUUGGCCUGCCUGAUGAUUAUUUGUAUGGACAAAGCACUUCGUACCUGACCUAUAAUGACUUCAUAAACAAGGAACUUAUCCUCUUUUCAAACUCUGAUAAUGAAAGAUCUAUCCCAUCUAUGGUAGAUGGUUUGAAACCAGGUCAGAGAAAGGUUUUGUUCACUUGUUUCAAACGAAAUGACAAGCGAGAAGUGAAGGUUGCCCAGUUAGCUGGGUCAGUGGCAGAAAUGUCCUCUUAUCACCAUGGUGAGAUGUCACUGAUGAUGACCAUUAUCAAUUUGGCUCAGAAUUUUGUGGGUAGCAAUAACUUGAACCUUUUACAGCCCAUUGGUCAGUUUGGUACCAGGCUGCAUGGUGGCAAGGACUCAGCUAGUCCUAGGUACAUCUUUACAAUGCUCAGCUCUUUGGCUCGGUUGUUGUUUCCACCAAAAGAUGAUCACACGUUACGGUUUCUAUAUGAUGACAACCAGCGUGUUGAGCCUGAAUGGUACAUUCCCAUUAUACCCAUGGUGCUGAUAAAUGGUGCUGAGGGUAUUGGUACUGGGUGGUCCUGCAAAAUUCCCAACUUUGAUGUUCGUGAAGUCGUAAAUAAUAUCAGACGGCUUUUAGAUGGAGAAGAGCCUCUGCCCAUGCUUCCAAGUUAUAAGAAUUUCAAAGGUACUAUUGAAGAACUGGCUUCAAAUCAGUAUGUGAUUAAUGGAGAAGUAGCUAUUCUGAAUUCUACAACCAUUGAGAUCUCAGAGCUUCCCAUCAGAACAUGGACCCAAACAUAUAAAGAACAGGUUCUAGAACCCAUGUUGAAUGGCACUGAGAAGACACCCCCUCUAAUAACAGACUACAAGGAAUACCAUACUGAUACCACUGUGAAGUUUGUCAUAAAGAUGACUGAAGAAAAAUUGGCAGAGGCAGAGAGAGUUGGACUACACAAAGUCUUCAAACUCCAGACUAGUCUCACUUGCAACUCUAUGGUGCUUUUUGACCAUGUAGGUUGCUUAAAGAAAUAUGACACUGUGCUGGAUAUUCUAAGAGACUUCUUUGAGCUCAGACUUAAAUAUUAUGGAUUAAGAAAAGAAUGGCUUCUAGGAAUGCUUGGUGCAGAGUCUUCUAAACUGAAUAAUCAAGCUCGCUUUAUAUUAGAGAAAAUAGAUGGCAAAAUAGUCAUUGAAAAUAAACCUAAAAAAGAAUUAAUUAAAGUUUUGAUUCAGAGAGGAUACGAUUCUGACCCUGUGAAAGCCUGGAAAGAAGCUCAACAAAAGGUCCCAGAUGAAGAGGAAAAUGAAGAAAGUGACUCUGAAACUAGCACCAGUGACUCUGCAGCCGAGUCUGGCCCAACCUUCAACUACCUGCUCGACAUGCCCCUGUGGUACCUUACCAAGGAGAAGAAGGACGAGCUGUGCAAGCAAAGAAACGAGAAGGAACAAGAGCUCAACACAUUAAAGAAAAAGAGUCCAUCGGACUUGUGGAAGGAAGAUCUGGCUGUUUUUAUUGAAGAACUGGAGGUUGUGGAAGCCAAGGAAAAACAGGAUGAACUAGUAGGACUUCCUGGAAAGGGGGGAAAAGCAAAGGGGAAGAAAGCACAGAUGACUGAAGUCCUGCCUUCUCCUAUGGGAAAAAGAGUCAUUCCCCAAGUGACUGUAGAGAUGAAGGCUGAGGCCGAGAAGAAAAUUAGGAAGAAAAUUAAGAGUGAAAAUGUUGAGGGUACCCCUACUGAGGAUGGUGCUGAAACAGGAAGCCUACGGCAACGAUUAGAGAAGAAGCAGAAGAGAGAGCCAGGCACCAUGGCAAAGAAGCAAACUACAUUGCCGUUUAAACCUAUCAAAAAAGGGAAAAAGAAAAACCCCUGGUCUGAUUCUGAGUCAGAUAUGAGCAGUAAUGAAAGUAAUUUUGAUGUCCCUCCGCGAGAAAAAGAGCAAAGAAGUGCUGCAGCGAAAGCCAAAUUCACAGUGGAUUUAGACUCCAGUGAAGAUUUCUCAGGUUCAGAUGAAAAUGAAGAUUUCCUCCCAUUAGAUGCUACUCCACCUAAGACCAAAAUCCCCCCAAAAAAUACUAAGAAAGCACUGAAGCCACAGAACCGUGAAGCCACAGCAGUAGUUGAUCUUGAAAGUGAUGUCAAGGACAAUGUGCCAGCUUCUCCUGGUGCCCCUGCUGCUGACUUCCCAGCUGAAACUGAACACUUAAAGCCAACCUCCAAAAAGACUGUGGGAGUGAAGAAGACAGCAACCAAAAGCCAGUCUACAGUCUCCAUUGCUGGUACCAAAAAGAGAGCUGCAUCGAAGGUAACCAAAUCAGACCCAGCCCUGAAUGUGGGUGCCUCUGAAAAGCCUGCUCCUGCCAAAGCCAAGAACAGUCGCAAAAGGAAGCCAUCUUCUUCUGAUAGCUCUGACUCUGAUUUUGAGAAAGCAAUUUCUAAAGGUGCCACAAGCAAGAAACCAAAGGGAGAGGAACAGGAUUUCCAUGUGGACUUAGAAGACACUGUGGCUCCUCGAGCCAAAUCUGGACGAGCAAGGAAGCCAAUUAAGUACCUGGAGGAGUCUGAUGAUGAUGACCUCUUCUGAGGUGGGAGAGAUUGUUUUAGGAAUGGUUUUACUGAGCCAGGUUAAUUUUAAAGUUCUUCCUUAAUCAUCACCUCUGAAUUUAAUUUGAGGAAGACUUUUUUUUUUUUUUUAACUAAGACCAUCCAAGGGAAUAGGGCCCAUGUGUGGCCUUCAGCCUACUGUCAAAGUGACCAUCUUAUGGACAAUUGUUUUCUUUGAUUUGUCUGUUUUAUGUCUGUUUUCUUUGGUCUCUAAAAUCUGCUUCAAAAUUUUUUUGGAUUCCGCAUAGUUAUAUGCUCACUUCCACACAAUAGUACUUAUCAAUCAUUUAUUAAACUACAGUGGAAAUGUUUUCAAAAGCACUUCUUCUGCCUCCUUUCCUAUUCCCACAAAAUAGGAGGUAACAUGGUCAUUGUUUCCAAUUUUAUAGGUAGAAUUUGGUCAUUUAGAACUGGUUAGUUCUAGUACAGAUACAGUGCUCAACCUAUGACAUGAUGAAUUUUUGUUUGAGCCAUGAGAAAUUGCUCAUACCUUUUGAACAUCAUCAGAGGCUGAAGACAGUCACCUUAUGACCCAGCGCAAGCAGCAAGGUGAAAGAAAGUUAGGCCAGUUACGUGAAGUCCUGAUGUCUUCCGAACACAGGAUCCCUGGGAAGAGGUUCAUGGUUACAUCUCCAAGCUCAACCAAGAAGUGCAAUCCAUUGCAGAUCUUCAUAAUUCCAACUUGUGAACACCAAGACCUUCUGUACUGUUUUGUCUGUUACUUAAGUGCUGUUAUCAAUCUUUUGUAAAUAUUUAAUAUGUCUGUCUAUUCAUCUUAAUUCCAACUAUUUUGUACUUUAAUAAAUCUUCUAAACAUUGCGA
Molecule: messenger RNA, 5561 nt
Organism: Mastomys coucha (southern multimammate mouse)
Lineage: Eukaryota; Metazoa; Chordata; Mammalia; Rodentia; Muridae
Gene: Top2a
Product: DNA topoisomerase II alpha
Exons: 35
Coding region: 136-4719 (1527 amino acids)
Biological process (GO): apoptotic chromosome condensation; DNA topological change; resolution of meiotic recombination intermediates
Cellular component (GO): nucleus
Molecular function (GO): DNA topoisomerase type II (double strand cut, ATP-hydrolyzing) activity; DNA binding; ATP binding
Source: RefSeq, a predicted model, not a curated record